Dujonia railenensis is the source of this 840-nucleotide messenger RNA. NCBI's taxonomy places the organism in Eukaryota, Fungi, Ascomycota, Pichiomycetes, Serinales, Debaryomycetaceae. The record is from the annotation of a GenBank genome assembly.
AUGGCUCUGAAGUCGAUCGCUGUGUUCGGAGGAAAUGGGUUUCUUGGCAAGAGAAUUUGUCAACAGGGAAUUGAAUCUGGCUAUAAGGUUAUUUCAUUCACUAGGUCAGGAAAACCCCCAACACCGACUUCGCACCACGACAUACAUUGGUUGAAGCAAGUACAGUGGGAGAAAGCAGACAUUUUGAAGCCGGAUACAUAUAAGAAACAAUUGAAUGGUAUAGAUACUGUUGUGCAUUCUAUGGGAUUGUUAUUCGAAAAUCUGAACUACAAGCUGCUGCUUGAUAGCGAGUUGGAUCUCUUCGAAGAUUUGAAAAGUUUACAGAAGAGUAUCUUGGGCAGCACAGGUCCCAACCCAAUGGCGAGAACUACCCAAAACAGCUAUGCUUCUAUCCAGCGAGACUCUGCUGUCCUACUUGCGGAUAUUCUAUUGAAAAAGCAUUCUAAAAAGGCGGCGUCAAGCCCUCCUGUUUCGUUUGUGUAUAUAUCUGCUGACCAAGAGCUACCAGCUGUGCCAUCUGGCUACCUAACUACGAAAAGAGAAGCGGAAACGGAACUUAGACUGAGAUCUCCAGGGAUUAGAUCUAUAAUUAUGAGACCGGGUUUCAUGUAUGACGAAUUAGAUCAAAAUCCGAGGAAGAAGAGAAACAUUGUGAAGGGUGUUUUACAAGCAGGCUUUGAGAUAAAGAAUUGCGUAUUUGGUGACAGCGUCCCCUUAGUCAACGGGAUUAUUAGGCCCAUUGUUUCAACACAAAUGGUUGCGCGAGAAGUGUAUAAAAAAAUUGAAGAUGAGUCGUUUUUUGGGAUUGUUCCUUUGGAUGAAAUCGCCAGAGGAAGGUAG